Molecule: messenger RNA, 720 nt
Organism: Parnassius mnemosyne (clouded apollo)
Lineage: Eukaryota; Metazoa; Arthropoda; Insecta; Lepidoptera; Papilionidae
Source: the annotation of a GenBank genome assembly
AUGCAUACGCAAGUGUAUAUUUCGGCAGUUCUUUGCUUUGCGGCAAGCGCUUUCGCGGGAAAUCUGCCGUCCUUCAUUCAGCCCUGCUCGAAGUCUGACCCCAAUCUGAACCAAUGCAUUCAGAAAGCGAUAGAAGUGGCGGGUUCUAAAUUCGCUAAAGGCAUCCCAGAGCUGGGCAUCGCUCCUUUAGACCCUAUGGAGCUCGGCACCGUGGAUGUCGAGAACCCCGCCCUCAAUCUCGUCUUCACCGACACCGUCGUCACUGGACUCGGGGAUUUCAGAGUCAAUUCCUUCAAAAUCAACACAGAGACAGGAAAAGCGGUGUUCGACUUCACCGCCAACGUGACCCUGAGCGCGAACUACAACAUGGACGGUCAGGUGCUCAUCCUGAGCAUCAAAGGAGACGGUCAAGCUAAGAUAAUAAUCACAAACCUAAACAUCGUGAUUAAAUACGACUACGAGACAAAGGACGGUCACUGGGUGGUCACGAAGUACAAAGACAACUACAAGAUGGACAAGGCGCAGUUUAAAUUUACCAACCUCUUCGGGGGAAAGAAUAAGGAACUUGCCGACACAACACUAGCAUUUAUAAACGAAAGUUGGGAGAUUAUAAUGCAAGACGUCUCACCGAAAUCCCUCAAAAAAAUCACUAAGCGCAACGUUGAGGAAAUCAAGAAAUUCUUCGCUGCCUUUCCUGCAAUGGAGCUUAUGCUCCCAUAA